This is a messenger RNA of Exophiala dermatitidis NIH/UT8656, 3276 nucleotides long. Its product is annotated as elongation factor EF-1 gamma subunit. The record is from RefSeq and is a predicted model, not a curated record. Gene Ontology annotation, cellular component: cytoplasm; nucleus. Gene Ontology annotation, biological process: translational elongation. The coding region runs from base 1672 to 2910 and encodes 412 amino acids. The transcript has 5 exons. Lineage: Eukaryota; Fungi; Ascomycota; Eurotiomycetes; Chaetothyriales; Herpotrichiellaceae. Gene Ontology annotation, molecular function: translation elongation factor activity.
GGCCACCCCUGACAAUGAACACCAAAGAGAAGAGGUUCAAAGUUCCAGUCAUGCGGCAAUUCAAUGCGCAAUAAGGGUACAAAUAGUACCUCACACCCUCAACCAUCAGUGCUUCAAGCCUGCGAACAUGACCCGCCCGUGAACCCUUCCACGAACCAGCAAAAACAUGGACCACUGCGUCCUUUACAUGACGCAGACGUGGUACAAGGUCUGCCUCGUAUAUGAGCAAAGCAAAUUUGAUAUUGAUAUACAGACCAAAACCGCCAAAUGUUGUACCUCGACCGCUUAACGUUUGACCCAAGUUGGCCUCUUGCGAGCCUUCAACCGGCCUGGUUUCUUCCGUUCGACACGUCUCAUAUCCGUCGUAACACAGCCGGCUGAAUUGAUAAUUAGUCAAUGGCAAACCAUGCAAAAGGCAAUAAAGACUUCGCUUACCUCGUCUCAGGGCCGGCUUGAGCGCUGGUUCGUGUACCAGUAAUGCCUUGGCCAAUGCCAGAGUCACUGACUCUGCUUGACCCGUAACUCCACCUCCUGACACCAGCGCGAAGACAUUGUACUUGUCCAUUCUCUCGGUGGUUUUCAGCGCCCAGAGUGCGCUCUCCCGGUCGUGCACGCGAGGGAACACUUGCACAAUGCUGCGCCCAUUGACCAGAACUUCACCCGUACCCUCAACCAGAAAUACUUUUGCCGUCGACUCCUUUCUCCGUCCAAUGCCAAUAGCACGUCCAUAUUCGUCAAUCUUUCCAGGCUUCGCUUUCUGAACUUCUUCCGAACCAGGACGUCGAAAUCGAUCCAAGACCUGCUUCACCUCCUUCGGGCGAACCCGCGGAUGGAUCUUGUUCAGUCGCGUGAGAAGCUCCAAGACCUUUGAGUAUUUUGAAGCAGGAACUUUUUCGCCGGUGGAACUUCGAUAUUGAUUGAGCUUCAACCACGCCGCUCGCGGUGUCUGGUUCGGCGGAGCCGUAGGUAGUGCCCCGUGUUUCUUGACGAGGGAUUGCAGCAGGAGAACAUGGUCGUUGAAGACGGGAGACGCAGUAAAAUAGGAAGGCGAUGCCGGGAGGAUGCGGGCGGGUAUCGCAUUCGGGUCAUCAAGGUCUAUUUCCGGCGCUGCCUGGAUUUGCGUAUCUUGGAAGGUCGGUCUCGUCGUAGAGAAGUUGUGCCGUUGCGGGACUGAUAAAAGCUUCGGUUGACGAGCUUUAGCCUGAACGCCGUGUAGACGACAUUGGCGGCAUGUCCAGGAGAUUGCAGAAGGGAAGGCCCGGACGGCGGAGCCCGACAUUUUUAGGGAGACUAACAACAAUCCCAGGCCGAUCACAAGGUCAGCAUCUAACCCAGAGGGAGUCAAGAUGCGUUGGCCCUGGGUGGUGUCCGAUGUGGCCUCGCGAGAACGGAGGCUUCAAUUGCGAGUGAAAUGGACAAAAUCAGAGCUUCGGCAUUGGGCGCGCGAAGUGCAACUUCUACUAGUAGUUGCUGACUGGCAGUGGCAGACGUGAGUGGACUGGAACUGCAGUGGCUGCGAAAUGCCAAGCCUCAGGCUGCGGACCACCUGGCACCUCGGACCUUGCAAAAUAUUUGUUCCCUGCCGCUGACUCUAGAAACCUCCAACUUGAACCUCUGAACGCACUUCAUUACCACAAUCCCUUGUCCACAAAUCCGUUGACUUUCUUCAAAAUGUCGUUCGGAAAGCUUUACGGCUACAAGGACAACGCCCGCUCCACCGCUCUUCUGGCGGUCGCAAAGGAGAACAACCUCGACAUCGAGCUUGUGGAAACUCGUCCUCCCAAUGUCGACACCGAAUACCUCAAGCUGAACCCUCUUGGCCGGAUUCCGACCUUCGUGGGCUCGAACGGCUUCGUCUUGACUGAGUCGAUUGCCAUUGCCAUCUACUUCACGUCACAGAACGAGAAGACCACCCUCCUCGGAAAGACCAAGCAAGACUAUGCCUCCAUUGUGCGAUGGAUGUCCUUCUCCAACUCCGAGGUCCUCCCCAACAUCGGUGGCUGGUUCCGACCUUUGAUCGGCAGAGAUCCCUACAACAAGAAGUCGGUGGACGACUCGAAGGCGGCGGCUCUCAAGGCCCUCAAGGUCCUCGAGCAACAUUUGUUGGUUCAUACCUUCCUUGUUGGCGAGCGUAUCACUCUUGCCGAUCUGUACGUUACUUCCCAGAUCUCCCGCGGCUUCCAGUAUGUCCUGGACAAGGCCUGGCGCUCGGAGAACCCUAACACCACUCGCUGGUUCGAGACUGUCACUGCCCAGCCUAUCUGGAAGGCCAUCAUUGAGCAGCCAAUCUUGGUUGAGGAGGCUGUCAAGUACACCCCUCCCAAGAAGGAGGCCAAGCCUGCUAAGCCUGCUGAAGCGGCUCCCAAGGCUGAGAAGAAACCCGCCGAGGAGGAAGAGGAGGAGCCCAAGCCUGAGGUCAAGGCCAAGCACCCUCUCGAGGCUCUCCCGAAGCCAUCGUUGAUCCUCGAUGACUGGAAGCGCAAGUACUCCAACGAGGAGACCCGAGAGGUCGCCCUUCCCUGGUUCUGGGAGCACUACAAGCCAGAGGAAUACUCCCUGUGGAAGGUUGACUACAAGUACAACGAUGAGUUGACCAUGGUCUUCAUGUCGUCCAACCUUAUCGGUGGCUUCUUCGCCCGUCUUGAGGCGUCCCGCAAGUACCUCUUUGGUGCCAUGUCGGUCUAUGGUACCGCCAACGACUCCGUCAUUACAGGUGCUUUCUUGGUCCGUGGCCAAGAGGCUCUCCCUGCUUUCGAUGUCGCUCCAGACUAUGAGAGCUACGAGUUCACCAAGCUCGACCCCAGCAAGCCAGAGGACCGUGCUUUCGUUGAGGACCAAUGGGCCUGGGACAAGCCUAUCGAGGUCAACGGCAAGAAGUACGAGUGGGCUGACGGCAAGGUCUUCAAGUAGAGGAAUUCGACAGUGGCAAACGGCAGCUAUCUGGCCUGAAGACGUUCCUUUCGUAGCUUUAGGCAGAUUGAGGACGAACACCUCCUCAUUGAAUGAAUGUUAGUAUGUGACGACCACGAUGCAAUGAGUACUAGUAGGAAUGGAAGCAGACGGGGACAUCUGUUUCUUUGGUAGAUAGCCUCAAUUGGUCUACAUCCCAUUCUCAGAUAUGGAUGUCCACUGCAGGAGCAAUCAUUGCCUUUCUCCAUGAGCGUUCCUCCAUACUACAACUGUAGUCCAUAGAACAUGGCAAAGUAUAUGACCUCUUGCAUUGCAUUGCAAGACCUCAUUGCCUCCGUAAUCCACGUAACCUUACUGAUAUGUUCG